AUGUCCUAUAUCCUGGGCCAGCCUGACACUGCCAUAGUGCAAAGAGUUGAAAUUCGUAAGUUGCAUCAGGGUGAGAACUUAAUCCUGGGCUUCAGUAUUGGAGGGGGAAUCAACCAAGACCCUUCCCAGAAUCCCUUCUCGGAAGAUAAAACGGACAAGGGCAUUUAUGGUACACAAGUAUCUGAGGGAGAUCCUGCUGAAAUUGCUGGGCUGCGGACUGGAGACAAGAUCAUGCAGGUGAAUGGCUGGGAUAUGACCAUGGUCACUCACAACCAGGACCAGGCUCAGAAGCGGCUCAGUAAACCCUCAGAGGAGGUGGUUCACUUGCUGGUGACUCUGCAGUCUCUGCAGAAGGCUGACCAGCAGUCUGUGCUGUCUUAG
This is a messenger RNA of Grammomys surdaster, 381 nucleotides long. RefSeq names its product tax1-binding protein 3-like. NCBI's taxonomy places the organism in Eukaryota, Metazoa, Chordata, Mammalia, Rodentia, Muridae. The transcript has 3 exons. Bases 1 to 381 code for a protein of 126 amino acids. Gene Ontology annotation, molecular function: protein binding. Gene Ontology annotation, biological process: neurotransmitter receptor transport postsynaptic membrane to endosome; neurotransmitter receptor transport, endosome to postsynaptic membrane. The record is from RefSeq and is a predicted model, not a curated record. Gene Ontology annotation, cellular component: adherens junction; postsynaptic density; postsynaptic membrane.